Amoebophrya sp. A120 is the source of this 151-nucleotide messenger RNA. The record is from the annotation of a GenBank genome assembly. NCBI's taxonomy places the organism in Eukaryota, Dinophyceae, Syndiniales, Amoebophryaceae.
CGGCAGUGGGUCGACCCCUUUGUGGUUGCAGAUUUCCUGCUUUCGAAUAGCCCGGAGGAGGCGGAUAGAAACGUGCUGGACGGCGCGUCUGCACCCUACGCGCUGCUGCUGGCAACGCGGCACCAUGUUCGUACCAUCGACCCCGAGGACG